Molecule: messenger RNA, 767 nt
Organism: Penaeus monodon (black tiger shrimp)
Lineage: Eukaryota; Metazoa; Arthropoda; Malacostraca; Decapoda; Penaeidae
Exons: 6
Coding region: 6-683 (225 amino acids)
Source: RefSeq, a predicted model, not a curated record
CGGCCAUGGAGGUGGAGGUACCGCUCUCCGUCCCGAUGAAAAGUGUGGCGGAGAUGUGGGCGCUGUUGGUGGGAGUGCUUUGUGUGGGCGUGGUGGCUGGCCUGCCGCCCGCGCCCGUCCCUUUCGAGACAUGCGACCAGACCUUGACCCCAAGUGAGUGCCAGCUGCGAAAGGCUGAGUGUGGAGUGAUCAACAGCAUCAUGCAACCAGCUGGCGGGCCGAUCGUCUCUGUGGUUCAUUGCUCACAGGUGGUUGGUGUGCCUAUGAACCCAGCUGUCUUCUCGACUCUAGGCACGUCCUUCCUGACGAGCGUUCCCCCCAGUCUGCCCGAUUACCUUCGGGCAGAUCCCACGUCCCUCGCCGCCCUCCGGUUCUGCGUCCUCAACUCCACCGGCCUCCUUCUACCUGACGGCAAAAUCGACCGGGCGCAACUCCUUACCAAGCUUGACUCCCAGCUGUAUUACGUGCCAUCUGUGGCAGCGACUGUCAAGGAUGCUGUCAAGACCUGUCCGGAGCCUCAGGUGUUUAAGGUUCAGCCCUUCAUCGCCUGCCUCAGGAGCGCCUGCCUGACCGCCCCCGUCCCCCUCCCCCUGAGUGCCAACGAGCUCAACCCCCCCUCGCUGGAUCUGACCCUCGCCAGCCUGCCCACCUCCAUGCCCCUCCCUGGCUACUGGGCCUUCUAGAACGUUCUAGAACAACAGGGGGAGGGGAGGGGAAGGGGGGGGGAUUAAGAUCUGUUCUUCAGCGCUUCGUGGGUUUUUCUAGAA